AUGGGGGACGAUAUCUCACGGGAAAACCGUGACCGGAUAGAGCUCGAGACCGAAAAGGAACGGGUUGAAAAUGUCGAACACAUUGCCUCCCCACAGCAAGAUGGCCUGCCUCAAAUGGAUCCAGCACGCCGGAUAGUCGUCGAGAAGAAGCUUAAGCGCAAGCUCGAUGCCCGGUGCAGUCUUUUUGUCGCCAUCUAUGUCAUGAACUACUUGGAUAGAAACAAUAUGGCUGCGGCUCGUCUCAAGGGUUUGCAGGAAGAUCUGAACCUGACCAACACCGAGUACUCGACAUGCUUGAGUAUCCUCUACGUCGGCUACAUUAUCAUGCAGGUCCCUUCCAACAUGUUCAUCAACCGCAUCAGCCGGCCCUCGCUCUACAUUGCCGUGGCUAUGUUAUUGUGGGGCGUUAUCUCCACCUUGUCUGGCAAUACCAAGAGCUUUGGUGACAUGGUGGCUGUCCGUUUCCUACUGGGUUUCGUCGAGGCAGCCUUCCUGCCCGGUGCCCUGCUCAUCCUCUCCAAGUGGUACACGCGCCGCGAACUGACUACCCGGAACGCCAUCUUGUUCUGUGGUAACCUCAUCUCCAAUGCAUUCUCUGCACUCGUUGGUGCUGGUGUCCUAUCCAAUAUGCAAGGCGUUAUGGGCCAUGCCGCGUGGCGCUGGCUCUUCUGGAUCGAAGGCUCGGUGACUAUGUUCCUCGCCAUCCUUGCUGCGUUCAUCUUGCCCGACCUGCCGCACAAUGCGCGUGGCUUCACCGAGGAAGAGCGCCAAGUUGCGCAACUUCGCAUGCUCGAGGAUGUCGGCGAGGCUGACACCGAUAGUGAAGAACUUGGUGCCUUUGGAGGACUACUCAUGGCUUUGAAAGACAAAAAGAUUUAUGUGAUGAUGAUUACCUUUGUCGCUUAUGUGGUGGGCCUUAGCUUCAAUGCUUUCUUCCCUACCCUCACUGGCACUCUCGGAUUCGCAUAUGUCCCGACUCUGCUGAUGAGCGCUCCACCCUGGCUUUUCUCAUGCAUUGUCUCCGUCAUAAACGCAUGGCACGCGGACAAAACACAAGAAAAGGUCUGGCACAUUAUCGGUCCGAUCUGCAUGGGAGCCGUCGGUUUCAUCAUCUGCAUGACCACCCACAACGUUGCCGCUCGCUAUGUCGCACUAUUCCUGCAGGCUGGUUCCUACGCAGGAUUCAUCGUAUUCUACUCAUGGAUCAGUUCUUCAUUCCCCCGUCCUCCCGCUAAGCGAGCCGUCGCCAUUGCCAUGAUCAACGCCUUCAGUCAACUGGGCAACGUCGCUGGCUCGUACGUCUGGGACUUGGAAGCCAAUGGCUACCGUUCCAGCUACGGAAUCGUGCUGGCCAUGUUCGGUGUCACAAUCGGCGGAUGCUGGUAUUUCCGCUCAAUGCUGCUCGGCUUGAACCACCAGCUCGAGGAGGGUGAGCUUGCUGAUGUUGGUAGAGAGGAUUCUACUGAGAAUGAUAUUCUCGAGCACCCAGACGAGUCGCUACGUAUGCGCAAGGGUUUCAGGUAUCUUGUUUAA
Messenger RNA from Penicillium samsonianum, 1533 nucleotides. RefSeq lists its product as uncharacterized. The transcript is spliced from 3 exons. Gene Ontology annotation, biological process: transmembrane transport. Gene Ontology annotation, molecular function: transmembrane transporter activity. The coding region runs from base 1 to 1533 and encodes 510 amino acids. The record is from RefSeq and is a predicted model, not a curated record. Gene Ontology annotation, cellular component: membrane. NCBI's taxonomy places the organism in Eukaryota, Fungi, Ascomycota, Eurotiomycetes, Eurotiales, Aspergillaceae.